UAGACUCAUUGCAGAUGUUUUUUGUCCUUGAGAGCACAUAAAAAUAUUGGCAACCUUUUCAAUUAAAAAGCAAAACAUUUGAAACUAGAGGCUUGGAAAAUAGGCGGCAAUGAAAGACUAAUAACCACAGCCUAAAAUCAAGUUUAGCUAAUAAUUUCGAGGUAAGCCCUUAAGCGUUUAUGGUUUCAGUUUUUCUCGUUUAAUCAAAAAAACCAAACGCUGAUGUUUAUUACGCUGAUUGCGAACUUAUUUACGAACAGUUUGUACUGAAUAUCUCACAGAUUGUUUUAUCUCAAUGCAAUAUUUUUCUUUUUGUCUGUUUUCGCUUUUCAUAGCAUCAGCGCUUGGUUUGCAUAAAUGUUUAUAUUUCAUUUCUGGUCACGAGGAUUUCGGAAGUCAUUUAUUGGAGACUUUCAUUUUGACAACUUCAUUUGCAAUCGCUAGAUCAGACGCGAAAGAAAAGAAAGUCGGUUUUGGCGCUGGAAAAGCCAAACUUGCCGCCAGGCGACUUGUACUAGUAAAACUUCAUUCCAAAAACUGUUCGAACGGGAAAGAUUUUUUAAUGAUCCGCGCGAAGCUUAACAGAAAUGGACCCAAAACGGAAAAACAGUGGAUCUUGCACGUUAAGAGGUAAAGAAGCUUUACUUGAAUGGAGUAAGCGGCAAACUGUUGGAUACAAGAACGUUCGUGUGUGUAACAUGACGACCUCAUGGAGGGAUGGACUAGCAUUCUGCGCAAUAAUACACCGUUUCAAGCCGGACUUCAUCGACUUUGAGAAUCUCUCCAAGGAUAACAUGAUAGAAAACAACAACCUGGCCUUCAAGGUUGCGGAAGAGCAGCUUGGUAUCCCAGCCUUACUGGACGCGAGUGAUCUGGUAUUUAUGGAUGUCCCGGAUGAACAGAGCAUCUUGACUUACGUUUCCUCGUUGUACUGUCACCUUAGCGACAUCAACACUUCAGAAGACGCAACGGAAACAAACAACAAUACCAACAAAGCAGGAAAACCCAGACGACACUUGUUUGAUAUUCUGGCUGACGAGGCGUACAAACGGCGUUUUAAAUUAAGACAACGUGAGAUAAUCGAGGAAAGCGAUUCCGAAAUAACUGCCUAAAAGUGGACAAACAGAGGAGUUAUUUUAUAAACACUAGAAGACGAUAUUUCAAUUUAAGUUCUGGUCUGAAUCGAAAUAUACGUUUUUUCAAACUGUUUCUACUAAAUGUUACACCAAAAGUCUCAUACCAUAUGCUCCGCGUAGAGUUAUUUUCGUAAGUCUAGAGAGAAUGAAGUGUAAUCAUAAUAAACAUGAAACAAAUCGUUGCAUUCGAAACGCAGUUUGCAUAGCAGCCCCAGGGUAGGGAGGAGGGGGCAGUUGUCCUUUCUUAAUUAGCUGCUGAAUUUAAGGAUAGAUUUCAAGCGACUUCAAUUCCCAGACUAUAGACUGCAUUCUUAAGAAUAUAUUUUUGAAAUGCAAAGCAAUUGCAGUCAAAUGAAAUAAUACAAACGUGCAAUACAACGAACGACAUGAUAUUCUUGAUAGUCUUGAUAGCACUUCAUGUAACAUGAUUCUAAAAAAGCACAUUAUCACGAUUUCAGAUGAUCACAUGAUUCGGCCUGAAUUUUUUAGGAAUAUUCUAACUGUCCGCUUUUUACUCUUGUGUCAUAUAAAUUUUUGUUUAAAAAAGACGAAAUGAUAUCCGAACGUGUCUUGCAUGGCUUAUCUUUCGUUCUCUUUCCAUUCGACCAAAAAUUCCGGUUUGCAUCUUUGGAAAUUUCCAGUGGCAAAUGGGACAGCGUUGGACAACCUCGGGAGCUAAACCAAUUCGAAAAUUUCUUACCGGACAUUUCUGUUCCAUUUGAUUUUCAUCUGGGAAUUUUCGGUUAAAUUGUUUUCUUUUCGGAAGUUAAUAAUUUUCAAAUUUUCCGAAAACCUUCCAACAAAAUUUCCGUACCAUUUGCCCCGUUUCGAAAGUUCCGGAAGUUUUGGUUGAAUGGAAAGCGUCCCAGGGAAACCCUGGGGUGUAACGCCGGACUUGAUAUCAAGGGAGUUUAAUUCAAAUGACGAAUCAUCGUUACAGCUCUUUCUAAAGGCACGAGUCUUAGAUUUUAAAGUCACUGAGGUUUAAUACCGUUGCCGAGCUUGUAACAUAACUUUACUCAAGCUGUUUUUAUGACAGCAGAAAUUAUUAUGAGUGCUAUGCAUUAAAAGUAAGUUUUCCAAUACGUCUGGUUUUCACUUUAGUUCGGUUACAUGUGCCCUGGUUUUCAAUUCAGCCUCAUUCGUUUUCCCGGUAUUGGGCUGGAACUUCAAGCCUCGUCACAUUUAGAUGAAACACAUGCAAAAUGUUUUGAAUUUCGAUCAUAGCAACUAGUAAAAAAGUGUCAAAAUUAAACCUCCGUUCAUGGGCCUAUGAGCUGGGAGGGCGAGGCGGGCUGCAGACCCCCCCAGCUACGGAAAUUAUGUGAGUUUUUGGGUAA
Molecule: messenger RNA, 2476 nt
Organism: Orbicella faveolata
Lineage: Eukaryota; Metazoa; Cnidaria; Anthozoa; Scleractinia; Merulinidae
Product: MICAL-like protein 2
Molecular function (GO): protein binding
Source: RefSeq, a predicted model, not a curated record